Messenger RNA from Torulaspora globosa, 693 nucleotides. It is a transcript of the gene GET1, whose product is annotated as GET complex subunit GET1. The transcript has a single exon. Gene Ontology annotation, cellular component: GET complex. The record is from RefSeq and is a predicted model, not a curated record. The coding region runs from base 1 to 693 and encodes 230 amino acids. NCBI's taxonomy places the organism in Eukaryota, Fungi, Ascomycota, Saccharomycetes, Saccharomycetales, Saccharomycetaceae. Gene Ontology annotation, biological process: tail-anchored membrane protein insertion into ER membrane.
AUGUUGUCGGAGAACUGGGUUGUAUAUCUUUCUCUGUUGUUUGUUGUGGUCAAUAAGCUUCUGCAGUACACUACCAGAUACCAUGAAAAGUGGGCUUCCCACUUUGCCUUACCAAACGUUCGAGCAGCCGGUAGAAGGUACCAGCGCACGCUGUCGGAGCACCAGAAGUUGGUUUCGGUCAACAGGUCGAUCUCAGCACAGGAUGAUUAUGCUCGGUGGACCAAGAAUAACAGGAAGUUGACACUGCUGGAGAAGGAGUUGCAGAGCUUGAAGGAGGAAUUGGGGAGAGCGAGUGCUCAGAACAAGCAGUUGCUCGGGAGGCUGAGACUACUGAGUUUGACACUGCCAUUUUUGGCUUUGAAGCUGUGGAAGGGCAAACAUGUGGUGUACUACUUGCCCAGGGCGGAGCUGUUCCCGAAAGUAGUGUCUGGAGUGUGGUCUCAAGGCUGGUUCUACGUUGCGCUGUUGCCGCUGAGAUUGCUGAAGAGGCAGUCCAUUGGUGCAGCUUCAGUGACAGACGUCGGAGUGUCGCUCGGCAUCUGGCUUUGGGCGUUGCAGAGAGUGAUCGACACCUUUGAGUUCUUGAUCAAACAGCUGCUGUUGGCACCGGUUGUGCUCCAUCCACCGUCGUCUGGAGGAAAGGAAAAUGGUGCGAAACACGAGAUUACAAGCGAUAGAAUCGACUUAGAUUGA